AUGUCCACACCAGAGCAAAGCUCACCGAGGUCGCCCUUGCGAGCGGCGACAAGGCCUACACGGGUGCUGGCCUGCGUCCUGUGUCAACAACGCAAGGUCAGAUGUGACCGUGGAUUUCCCUGCGCCAACUGUGUACGAGCCCAAGCGCAAUGUGUGCCUGCAACACAGGUCCGACGACGUCGCAGGUUUCCUGAGAGGGAGCUGCUGGAACGUCUUCGGAGGAACUUCUGGCGGGUCAUGAAUCAAAUCUCUGUUGAUCCUGAAGAGGAUGAUACUAAUGACAGCGACAAAAGUAACGAGCACAGUAAAUCUCGCUACGGUGCCCGUGAGGCCAUCUUCAGAAAGACCUGGGAAGAGCUGUAUGACGGGGGCAGUCAAACCCUUCUGUUUGGUGCACGAAAGUUUGAUGUCAAAGUAUCAACAUUGCACCCAAAACAGGUCGAGAUCUUCCGACUCUGGCAGAUCUAUCUGGACAAUGUCAAUCCGCUGCUAAAAGUAACCCAUACUCCUACUUUGCAGGCACGGAUCAUCGAUGCGGCCGCUGACGUGGCUAAUAUAACACCGACACUGGAAGCACUCAUGUUCAGUAUCUAUUGCCUCGCCAUUCUCAGUCUGUCAGAAGACGAGUGCCGGACCCUGUUUGGAUCGUCAAGGGACGAUCUUCUGAAAGGCUACCAAUUCGCCUGUCAGCAAGCCCUCCUGAACUGCGAGGUGCUACGUACAAGUGACCGUGACUGCUUGACGGCCUUGUACCUUUACCUGAUCUCGGUUAGACAGCAAACGGAUCCUCGCUCUCUGUCGCCAAUCCUGAGCGUCGCCAUCCGUAUUGCACUACGCAUGGGUAUCCAUUCCGAGUCUAGCUAUACUAGAUGUUCCAUCCUAGAAGGCGAAAUGCGCCGCAGAUUGUGGUGGUCGCUCGUCCUGUUCGACAAUCGCAUUUGCGAGAUGGCUGACCACAAGUCCACGAAUCUGCUUCCCACGUGGGACUGCAGGAUUCCUCUCAACGUGAAUGAUUUUGACCUGCGAUCAGAGAUGAAGACCGGGCCAGCCACGCACGGCAAUCCCUCCGAGGCACUGUUCGCCGUUGUGCGCAGCGAGAUGGGCAAUUUUGUGCGCCGCAGCCCGUUUCAUCUAGACUUUACCAACCCAGCCUUGAAGAUCGUGGCCAAGGAAGAUCCUCUUCCUGCGGCUGGUAGUCUGCCUGCUUUCGAAAGGAUGAUCGAAGAGAAAUAUUUUGCCUCCUGCAACCCAGAGAACCCUCUUCAUUUCAUGACAAUCUGGACAACACGGGGUCACCUGGCGAAGAAUCGUCUUCUGGAUCAUUAUUCCAAGUAUUCGUCGGCACCGCAAACAGAGACCCAGCGUGACAUAGUCAUCUCCCACGCCCUGUGCAUGCUCGAGUGCGAUACCAAGCUUAUGAACUCGCCUCUAACAAAAGGCUACCACUGGUUCCUUCUCCUCCACUUCCCGUUCCCCGCGUACUUUCACAUCUCCCAAGACCUGAAAAGGCGACCUAUGGCUGGACACGCAGAGAGGAGUUGGACAGUCUUGAACGACAAUUACGCCGCUCGCUUUGGAGCUAUGAAGGAAAUGAACCCAUUUUUUGAGUAUCUUGCGCGGAUUCUUCUCCAGGCUUGGGAGGCACGCGAGGCAGUACCCAGACACCUUGGCAAGCCGCUGGAACCACCACACAUUGUCUCGGACAUGAGAUCCAAAAUGUGUCAGGGACCAAGCAGACUGGCAGGGAAUACUGAGCAGUCUACCAGUGCAUCGACGUCCAAUAUGAACGACAGUUCGAUGCCUACCUUCAUCGACUUUGGUGGUUAUGGCGUCCCAUAUGGGCUGGAAGAACCAGGCUUUUUCAGUACGGGCUAUCCGGGCACACAUGGGCCUCCUGCCAUGGAUCUUUACCUGGAUCAAGCCGAUUGGUCCACGUUUGACUGGUAUUCGGUGCAAGGGCGAGGCUGGUAA
Messenger RNA from Aspergillus viridinutans, 1971 nucleotides. RefSeq lists its product as uncharacterized. The coding region runs from base 1 to 1971 and encodes 656 amino acids. Gene Ontology annotation, biological process: regulation of DNA-templated transcription; DNA-templated transcription. The transcript is spliced from 4 exons. NCBI's taxonomy places the organism in Eukaryota, Fungi, Ascomycota, Eurotiomycetes, Eurotiales, Aspergillaceae. The record is from RefSeq and is a predicted model, not a curated record. Gene Ontology annotation, molecular function: DNA-binding transcription factor activity, RNA polymerase II-specific; zinc ion binding; DNA binding.